Orussus abietinus is the source of this 8907-nucleotide messenger RNA. RefSeq lists its product as uncharacterized. Gene Ontology annotation, cellular component: nucleus. The record is from RefSeq and is a predicted model, not a curated record. The transcript is spliced from 16 exons. Gene Ontology annotation, biological process: DNA-templated transcription. Bases 162 to 7028 code for a protein of 2288 amino acids. Lineage: Eukaryota; Metazoa; Arthropoda; Insecta; Hymenoptera; Orussidae. Gene Ontology annotation, molecular function: protein binding.
ACGGGGUGAUUCGUAGCACGAUGCAACGCUGAAAGAAGCGCGGUUUACCGCGUAUCCCUCGAUGUUUUUAUAAAAUCUCAACCGGGGGAAGUUUCUUUUGGUCCACGCAAGUGUUUCGGGGAUAUCCACACGCCCUCUGCGCGCAUCAUCGAAGAGAGAAAAUGUCUAGUACAUAUAUUGUGGAACCACAGGAGAGUGGCUCUAAGAAAGACAACACUUUAAUCAUCGUCGUCAGCGACGAUGGAACCAUCUCUGUUGAUCAAGAGACUUUACAAAAUUUAAUAAUGAAUCAGUCGAAUGCAAAUGUCAGCGUGGUAAGAGUUGGACAAGCAGAAGGAGAUGCAGAAAAUGGUGAUAUAACACUAACGGUUGAUCCUCCAGCAUUUACAUCUACUGAUACCGUUACUACACCUGGAACUGUAAUUUCCACUGACACGACUGGUUUGGUCGAUCCAUUUAUGGAAAUGGAUCCUGAACAAUUAGAAAGAUUGGAAACGGCGCUGCAGAGCGAAGAGGCGAAACAAAUAUUAGGGGAGAACGUAACGGCUAUGCUUGAUAUGCUCACCGUGGAAGAGCAACAGAAUUCUUUAAAAUAUAGUGUCGAGUUAGACCACUGCUAUACCAGUCGUCUCUCGCCCUCAGAUCCAAAACCAAGUGAUCCUUUACCUAUAGCAAACUCUCCCGAUAUCGAUGACAUGCAAUAUAUGCAUCCUGUUUCUACACCACAAUCUGUAUCGGUAUCAACGCCUUCUUCCGUAAAGAGUGCAAAUCCUGUGCCGACAAAGGAAAAAAUAGUUACUAAAAUUGGUAAACCAGUGGGUCGACCUCGAAGAGAAGUCAGAACUGCGACACCGAGUAUCACUUCGACUCCCAAGACAGUGAGCAAUGCGGCUCCAAGAAAUAUGCUGAAUAUGCUGCUACCGGGAGUAAAUAAAGGUGCACUUGUGCCCCUUAUUAAGCCUCUCGAUAUGACUAACUUGCACAUGUCAACAGCAGAGCCCGAAGCGAGUCAAGAAGGGACCGAAGAGGACGACGCGUCAUCGUCAUCGGAGUCUUCCGAAUCCGAGCCACCAUCGGAUAACGAUUCCGAUUUUGGACCUCGACCUAGAAGAGGUGUUAGGGCAAGGGGAGGACGUAAGGGACUCACGACCAGGGGAGGCAGUAUGACAGCUACGCGCAGACGAGGUAGCAACAAGCACUUAGACGUUGAACAAGUUCGUCGGCUGAACAUGGAAAUGGCUGCUGCUGUCGAUGCAAUGAAGAGUCCGGAAAAGGAUAAGCCAGAAAGAGUGAGUUCUACCAGAGGCAGAAAACAAGUUAGAACGUUAAGCGGUAAAAAGAAAGAUGAUUCAGCACUGGCCCACUUAACGCCAGAUUUCGAAGCUUCUCUGGAAUAUGAGAAGCCUUUGCAAACGACCAAUCAAGUAAAAGCGAAUUUAAUUAAUGCCAACAUGAUUAAGGGAGAUAUGAUCCUAACAAAGCCCGGUCAAGGACGAAACAAUCAGAAGGUUAUUUUCGUUCAGAAACAAAUUAUGAUGAAAGGGAACGAGUACAAAAAUAUGGGCUUGAAAAAGCAGGUCGUAGUUCCAAAGAGUAACGUAUUGAAUCAGGUGAAUGCAAAGGUUGCUAGCGUCAAAGAUGGGAAGUUGUCCCCAGCUUCGUCUAAGGCUGGACUGCAGAGUAGCCCGACCGGUCAGCCAAAAGUUACUCUAGCCCAGACUUCCGUGGUCCAACCUCAGGUGUCUCAGCAGCAUUCUUCAAGAAUAAUUGCGUCAACGCCUAUGAAGAUUAAAAGUGCAGAUGUCAAGAAGGAGAGGAAAAAAUCCGAUACUAUGGAUACUUCGUUAAAGUCUGAUGUCGAGGGAGGUAAACCGGUGGAAAGUAAGAUGCCGGAAGUUGUAAAGAAAUAUCAAAAGAAAGAGCACCGAAAGUCUCCUGCGCACUUGGCAGACUCUAUGGGACCAGCACUAUUUUCUACGCCCGAUAUUAUUCGACGAGUUAGUACCUCUAGCGAAUCCAAGGUUCCAGAGACGCCAUCGACUCCGACGACGCCUACCCUUAACACCAGUGGAGUAGCUAUCUGUACAUCGGUUACACCCACGACGUCGAUUCUUUCGGUUCCUGGUUCCGCUACGUCUCUAUCGAGCAACUUAUCCAGGGAACCUGUACUAAAUACAUCCGUUCCUCCUCGGCGAUUAGAAUCUCUUCCUAAAGUAGAAAGUGACUCUCAACCAAAGCUUCAGAUGAGCCAUAGUAAUCAGAAAUUGGAUACGAAGGUGUCCUUGGCUGAAUUACACCCGUCUUUAGAUCCUGCAUCCAAUACAGCUCAACCCGAAAAAGCCACACACUCCCCCGAACACGCUACCGUUCCAAAUCAUAUAGUUUCUGAGCAAAGUGGCAUAGAAGGAGAAGAACACCUUUUGGCCACGUUGGAGAUGGAAGCGAGUAAGCACGAAGAAGAGUUACUGGCGGAAGCGUUACUCUUGCAAGAAGAACUUGGGGUCGAUUUGGCGGAUCACGCUGCAUUGGUUGACCAAGCAUCGGCAGCACCAGUUAUGGAGCCAUUGUUGCAGUCAACGUUUGUUCCGUCAAUGAUAAUGUCGGAUCAGAGUUGUGCCAAAGGACCGGACGCUUCCGCUUCUUUGUCGAACAGUGCCUCGGAUUUGAAGAAACGCGACGAGAAGGAACCUAUUCAAAUUGUUCGGGGUGGUCGCGUAAUAACGUUACCUCCUAUAGAAGCGCCUGCGACUCGAAGCAAGAAGUUGCAAGUAAAAGGUGAUACUUCACCAAAGAAGGGAGACCUCAAUAGAAGGAGCGAUAAGAUUGCUAAGCAAUUAUUACAACAUCAGCAGCAAUUGCAGCAAUUGCGACAAAAGGCAGAAUUGGAUUCCGACUUGGACGACGAGGAAGACGACGAGGAUGACAAUUCCGAUUCCGAGGACGACCCUGACAGAUUGUGGUGCAUUUGCAAGAGGCCGCAUAAUAAUCGUUUCAUGAUUUGUUGCGACGUGUGCGAGGAUUGGUUCCAUGGAAAGUGCGUUCACGUCAGCAAAGCCAUGGGUCAGCAAAUGGAGGCUAAAGGAAUAGAAUGGGUUUGCCCUAAUUGCUUGAAGAAGAAAGCGGACGAAAUUAAAAUAAAGCACAGUCCACAGUCUUCGACUCCGAAACAGUGGAAGUCAUCGGAGUCCGGUUUGCAUCGGUUAGAAGGUGAAGACGCGUCUCCGGACACAACUCCGGUAUCACCGGCGGAGGAAUUGCCAUUACCUUCCAAUCAGUCGGCUGCGAUUUCUGGCGUUACUCAGUGCGUUGUUUGCAAAAAGGAAGCGAGGAACUCGAGCAUUUAUUGCUCGGAUGCUUGUAUUCUGACUCAUGCUCAGGAAUCGGUAACGAAAGAUAAGCCCCCGGCUCCGACACCGCCGCCACAGCUUCAAACCAAAGUUGUCAAGACACCGUCGGAUUCACCCAAACCUAAAAUGGACGGAAGGGUCAUCGUCUUUGACAGAAAAUCGGGAAAAGUCCUUGCUGGCGCGGAUGCUCCUUCGGCUUCGAAUCUGAAGACAUGGUUGAAAGAAAAUCCGACGUUCGAAGUCGUACGGCCGAACAGUCUCAAUACUGUGCAAAUCGGGGGCAAAAUGGUGACCGCUAUACAAACGUCAGGAAUAAAAAGUGGACCUCAGACGGUAGCUAAAGGACCGGGACAGGCGAAGAUGGUGUACACCAAAGUGCCAGGAUCCAAGCAAACCAUUCUGGCACCGAGCAAUAAGAAAAUGAUCCUGAUUUCUCAACAACGACAAACGAGUGGAUCUCCCUCGCCCAAGGCGGUCCAACCGAGACAAACCAUUCUUACGACCGCCAUUAAGGCUGCGUCCGCUGCGUCGAAACAGCUGACUCUGAAAGCUAUGACUCAACAGCAAGCGAAGUCACCUGGACCGACGACGCCGAAACGAGAGGUGCCCGUUAAGAAGGUGGAAAAGGAGAAACCGACUCCCCCGCCACAGAAGUCGCCUCAGUCCGUCAAGUCGCCGCCGCCGAAGAAACCCGAGACCGAGCCGAUCAGACUAAACGUCCGGAAAACGCUGGCGGAAUUGCUGACAACGAGGAUCAAGGACGUCGACGACCUGACACUGAGCGAGGAGGAAAUCAACGAAUUGGCUCUGAAUAUCGAGCUGGAGUUGUACAAGUUUUUCAGGGACACGGGAGCGAAGUACAAAGCAAAGUACAGAAGCCUCGUGUUCAACAUAAAGGACACGAAGAACCUGACGUUGUUUAGGAAGAUUGCCGAUCGGUCCCUGGCACCGGAUGCCGUCGUCAGACUAAGUCCGGAGGAAAUGGCUAGCCAGGAGCUGGCGGAGUGGCGCGAAAAGGAGACGAAGCAUCAGCUGGAGAUGAUCAAGAAGAACGAACUGGACCUGAUGUCACAGGCCAAGUCGAUCGUCGUGAAGACCCACAAGGGAGAGCAGAUCAUCGAGAACGACGGAGGUAUCGACCACGUGGACCUUAAGACUCCCGUGCAGGACAUAGUGUCGGCCCUGAACAGCGGAGACAGCAUCGGCUCGACCAUCGAAGAGGAAAGAGAGGCGAGCGACGCGUCGAGGUCGAAAGACGACUCGAAGAAGCCGAGAGGCACCGAGGAGAAGAAAAAGAAGGAUCGCGACAGGGCAAGCGGCCGGGAGAGAGACAGGGGCAAGGAGAAGAGAGACAGGAGCUCGAGCAGAAGUAAGCGACGUCGAAGCAAGGAGAGGGAGAAGAGCAGGGAUCGCAGAUCUACCAGGAACAAGGAGAGCAAGCGAGACAAGGACAGAGAUCGCGAGCGAGACCGCGAUCGCGACCGCGACAGAGAGAAGGACCGGGGGAGGGAGAAGUACAGGAAGAACAGGGGCGGCACGGGGACUCGCAACAAGGGCGGUCACAAGGAGAGGAAGGAGGACGACAAGAAGAAGGAGCAGUCGCCGCCACCUUCGGACAAGCCCAUCGAGGAUCGUCUCUGGAGACACGUCGAGGAGGAGACCACCACGAACACGUUCGACGGCAACGAGUCCGAUCUGUCCGACCGAGAGCCGAGUUCCACCGUUACGAUCAAGACCCCCGAUAUCAACGAAGACGUGGAAAGGGAAAGGGAAAGGGAAAGGGAGUCGGAGACCCCGAAAGAAGCAGCGAGAGGUCCGCUGCAGACCGUGUGGCGGGGCUUCGUCAACAUGGUAGACGUCGCCAAGUUCUUUAUCACGGCCCAGGAAGUAAGUGGCCACGCCAGAGACUUGAUGGAGGACUUGCCGGACACGGUGGACGUGAUCGGCAGGAUAAGCCACGAGACCGUUUGGGACUAUAUCUCCAAGAUGAAGAAGACGGGAUCGAAAGAAAUUCUCGUGAUCAGGCUGACUGCGGCAAACGACGAGGAAAAGAUUCCGUACAUUACGCUUUACAGUUACUUGAACAGUCGAAGCCGACUCGGAGUCGUGGGGAACGUAUCGAAGAACAUCAAAGACUUUUACAUUAUGCCGUUUUCGAGUCAGAGUUCGCUUCCGCAGGUACUCUUGCCCAUAGAUGGACCGGGAUUCGAAGAGCGCAGGCCACAUCUGCUUCUUGGGAUCAUCGUGCGCAACAAGAGGAAGCGAGUGUCCGCCGUUCCUUCCGCGAUACCUCCGAAAAUCUCCAAGAAGGACUCCGAUCGUAGCUUCACGCCUCCCUUAGGUGCCCUUUCCAAAGAUAAGGCGAAUCCUUCCCCCCCUGCGUCUCCUUCGGUCCAUCGGAAAACACCUUUGAGUGAAUCUCUCAAGGAGAAACAAGUAGUCACGGCGAUGACCUUAGAUACGUUGAAUAAAGCUCACGUCGGAAUGUCCAGAACCGUUAUCGAUAGUGCAACGAUAUCUAAGAUCGUUCCAGAAUUGUCCUCGAAACUCGACCUGACGUCGUCACCAGGUAAGGCGCAGCUGGAUGACGACGGAGACGAGCCCUACAGCCCCGGGCAGAUGGACGAGGACAUUGCCGAUGACGUCCCAAAGGCGGCGGAUGCCGCGGUUAACCUCUUGUCGCCUGCUAAAAACUCUACCGAGUUGCAAAGGAAAAUGGAUGAAUUGAACAGGCAAAUAGAGGAGCAGAAGCAACAGAUCCAGAACAUCAGUUCGUCUUUCCUUGGAGAGAGCACGCCAACUCUGCCGGGUCUGGGACUGGAUCCACCCAGUGCCGACGAUUCGGAAGCCUAUAGCCCGUCGGAUUCUAGAUCCUUCACUCCGCCUCCGCAAGGGCUCUCCAAAUUCGCUCAGCCGAUUCUGGAUAAAGUGUCGGAUAUAACGAUUCCACCUAAUCUGCAGGAGAUCCUCGCCAACGUGAAGCGACAAGAGAGCUCAAAGGUAGAUCCGUAUUUACCCGCCAAACCGAGUGCAACUUUCUUGACGUCCGUGAACUCGGCCGCCUACCAAAAGCCGGAGAAGCAUCCGAAGCCUACCACCCCCGGUAGGAGUAGUCUGGAGAAGACAACGUACGAUACUCCACCUCCCCCGGCGAAGGAGACCAAAAGUACGUUGAGAUCGCUGAGCGACCUGGAUCUCAUCAAGAAAGCGGAAGAAGAAUUGGCUGCGGUCGCUGCCGCGGCCGUCAUGCGGAAUCCUUCUCCUUCCAUAUCGACCAACGUGCCGCAACUCCCUCGCGUUCCCGCGGCGCCGAUUUUGCUCCCACCUGCCGCUGCCCUCGGCGUUGUCGCUCCUGUGGCAAGCUUCUCUUCGCCGAGGGACUCCCCGGAGAAAAAUCUAGGAUAUCAGAAUCGUGAUAUCGGUAUCGUGGACUCCGCUAAAAGAGCUUUUGCUUCCGAUCAACCUAAACCUCCUGGACUCGAAGACGAGGAUAUCCCCCCGGUGUUCCCAACGACGCCUCCGACAAUGGAGAACGUUAGCAAGUCAGCGACGCCCGCGAAGUUCGUUCCGAAAAGUGGUAUCGUGCUCAGUGUAAAACGAAAGCCCGGGGACGACAACGGCUCACCCGUGCCGAAAGCUCCAAGGACAAAGUCCAGGUGGGGGCAAGGACCCUCCGAUUGAAUUAUUCCCCGGACUCGUGUCUUUCCGGAGAAAGGAAAGACACUUAGGCUCUGAAAUAUUCUUUCUUACGACGUGUAGUAUAAUAUGUUUGGAUGCUACGUAGAGGAUCUAUCGGUGGGGAUUAGCUUUUGCGACCAUUUCUUGGGGCGGGAGUUGUACGCCGGUUCCAAUUCUCACCUGAACUACGAACCUGAAUUAUUAUAGACAGUCGUCGCAACUUUUACCUACUGCAUUCUGUGAGGAUGCCGGUCCUUUGCAUUUCAAUAGGACAAAAAUCUUAUGGCAGUUAGACGUUAAAGAUUCAGGGAACUAGCGUUACAAAAUUGCCACUUAGGAAUUCCCAGUAACGGUAUUCCAUCUAUGGAAUUUACGUUUUCAAAAAGCUACGGUAGAUUAACUAAGAACCUGUAAAAUGGCAUAGUUUACAAUUUUUCCAGUAGUUUUAAAGUGAUCCUUCCCGUCUACGCUAAUUCUUUGGAUCGUCUCAAAGAUGGGAGACAAACUGGGUGAAUGUAACUUUUAUUAAAUUAGAUUGGGUAAAAGUUUGAAUACAAUAUUGAAAAGGAUAGGUGUGUUCCAUAUCGGUGGAUUAUUAGAUUUAAAUCCUGUCGCUUCCUUCGCGAGGGCUUCGCAUUAUCUUGUGCAAUGUACGUAAAAACGGAGUCGAUAGCGGUUGGGGAUGGCACGGUUUAAAGUGCAUAAAAAUAAGAUUCUCUGCGAUCAUGCAGCAUCCAAGCGUAGUUCUUGUAAAUACCAAAGUGAGAGAUAGAUAUCGGAACACGCGGUACCAACGGAUAUCUUGACGCGCCUGAGACGAGGGAAAAAAAAAGCGAUAGCGUCCUUGUCUGUACAUAGUCCAGUUGACGCGCCCUGUAAGAUAUUUUCCAAAAUUGUGACGUGAAGGAAAAAAAAAGGAGGGGCAAUUCGAAAAAUGAGGCAAACUGCAACGGUAUUAUUUUGACAGGUUAAUCGUGUAAAUAUUGAACUUGGUGAUUUCGGAAAUCAAUUUUUGCAACCGGUACUCGUCCGUACGGCGUGUUUGAUGCUAAGCGAUAAGUGUAGGAAAAUCACGUUUUAUAAGCAACGCCUGUUAACCUCCUCUCUGUCUCUUCCUCCCACGUUUUAGUAAGUGAUAUAAAUGUUUAUGCCGUUAUGCAUAAGUACCGCAACCACGUAGUUAACACGACCGCUACACGUUAUAUAGCAGCUGUGUAAUUGGAAGUAUGUAAAAAAAAAAACUUAUCGAUAACCUAGCUCGUAUGUAUGUACACUAACGUAACUUUAUGGAAACACGCAAAAUUUAAAUUUUGUUACGGUAAAAUAGUUGCGCUUCAGUUCGAGGGUAACCCUAUCGUUUUUUUUUUUUUUUUUUUUAAUUAUCGGUUUGACACCUGGUCGAGCACUCGAUGACAGAAAUCGAGAGAAAAGCUUAAUAUCGGUGCUAACGUCAUAAGGCAAUGGUAUAUCGUGUAAAAAUAGGUAGUUAUUCUAUGGAUAAAGAUAAACUAUGAUUUUCAAGGUCCAAUGUGUCUUUACAAAGGUUAAAACGAUGAAAGGGACAUAAAAUAAUCUGUCUCAACGGAAGGCUUCUUCUUCUUCGAUACUUUUUAUUUGCACAGUGGCAAACAACGGAUAACUCAUUGAUUACUCAUUGUAGUGGAGGGUAAGCGAGGUUGAAAGUUUUAACCGAAGGACAUUUACUAUCCACUUUGCAUGUUCUGAUAUAUUCUGAAUUUUAUUUGUUCCUGUUACUAAAACAUGUGGUUCGAUAUCGCACCCCCAACAUAACGGUAUCAUUGCUUACUACUCUUUAUCAAAUUAUAGUGCAAUUUACGCCAUUUUGUAUUAUCUACUACCGCCAUGGCAACGAUUGUAAAAA